GAACAGACUUCGGAGAGAGAGGAGAGAACAGCUUACUGUAUAAGUAUUAGAGGUGCGGACAUGUCGGGGGCGUCUUCUCCUGCCUCGGUGACGCUGUUCCAGCAGGAGUCUGGGGGCGUCACCUACCGUAUCCCGGCUCUGCUCUACAUCCCACAUCCUUCCAUCUUUUUGGCCUUCGCUGAAAAACGUUCUUCUCCUAACGACCAGGACGCCAUGUACCUCGUGAUGAGGAGAGGAACGGUGGAGCAUGGCGGGGUGCAGUGGGAAGACAUGAUCGCGGUAAGACAUGCCAAGUUACCGGGCCAUCGGACCAUGAACCCCUGCCCGCUCUACGAUCCCGCCACUAAGACCAUCUUCCUCUUCUUCAUUUGUGUCAAAACAGCCUGCUCCGAAAGGUGUCAAAUCCUAACUGGCCGAAACGCCGCCCGCCUCUGCUACGUCACCAGCCACGACCUCGGCAAAUCAUGGAGUCUAACCAAAGAUGUGACGGAGGAGGUUCUGGGCCGGGACAUGAAGAACUGCGCCACCCUGGCUGUGGGCCCAGGUCAUGGGGUGUGUUCACUAUCGGGCAGGCUGAUUGUGCCAGCGUACCUGUAUUACAUUCACUCCCGCGUCUGCGGUCUGCCCCUUCCAUGGAAGACCAAGCCUCAUUCUUUCAUCUUCUACAGCGAUGACCACGGUGAAAGUUGGCACAAGGGCAGCGGGCUGUGGAAGCAAGAGACGGUGGAGUGCGAGGUGGCCCAGGUGGCCUGUAGCAACGGUAGCGACCUGCUGUACUGCAACGCAAGAACCAGUCGGCAUUACCGGGUGGAGGCAACAAGCGGCUCCCAGUCCAUGGAGUUUGGAGAUGCCCACUUCAAUAAAAGCCUCUGUGAACCACCUCAUGGAUGCCAGGGAAGUGUGGUGAGCUACGAGCCCAUGGAGGUCCACCAAGAAGAAGAUGAGGCUGAUGGUAGAGAUGAGUCCCAGAAGUCGUGCCUUAAGAUAAGAGCCUCAUCUUGGCUUCUUUAUUCCCAUCCGACCAGCAGCCAUAGGCGCAUGGACUUGGGAAUUUACUUGAAUAAAUCUCCUCUUGUGCCAUCCAGCUGGGCUCGGCCAUGGGUCAUCAAUGAAGGUCCCAGCGGGUACUCGGACUUGGCGGUCUGUCAGGAUGCUCACACCUUCGCUUGUUUGUUUGAAGGUGGAAAGGACGCUUGUGAGAAGAUUACCUUCCGGAGGUUCACGGUUGAGGAGCUCCUGAACAAUUCCUCAAAGCCCUAGUCCCAUAUGGUUCUGUUCACACUGGGGCUAUGGGCUCCAUCUAGAAUCCUGCUGCAGCUGG
Molecule: messenger RNA, 1321 nt
Organism: Bufo gargarizans (Asiatic toad)
Lineage: Eukaryota; Metazoa; Chordata; Amphibia; Anura; Bufonidae
Gene: NEU3
Product: neuraminidase 3
Exons: 3
Coding region: 61-1260 (399 amino acids)
Biological process (GO): oligosaccharide catabolic process; ganglioside catabolic process
Cellular component (GO): membrane; lysosome; cytoplasm
Molecular function (GO): exo-alpha-sialidase activity
Source: RefSeq, a predicted model, not a curated record